AUGUCCUCCCACCAACAACACCAACAACACCCCGACAGCGGCCACCACGACCCAACAACACCCAUCCCCCCCAACCCCGCCGUCUCUCCCAACCCGCACUCCUCCUCCUCCCGCUGGCGCCACGCCGAGUCCUCCGCCUACGCGCGCCACGAGCGCAAAGCUGGCGCUGGCCAGGCCGGCGCCUACGGCUAUGCCCCCGGCGGUGCGGUUGCGCGUGAAGCCGACCCGCACAGUCCCGGUGUGGGCGCGCUGACGGAUUUCUUGAAUAAAUCCCGGAUUGACCCCGGUGAGGUGCCUGAGGAUGAAGACUUUAGCAACAGGCCGAUUACGCCGCGGUAUAAGCCUGUGGUGGCCGGCGCGUCGGAGGCGAGGGCUGCGAGGGGCGAGGAGGGUCCGGGGGAAUACCAGCAGCAGGAAUAUCAGCAGGAGUACCAGCAGCAGCAGGUCCAGACGGACGGCAAGGAGAUUGUGUGCGGCCCGCUGCUCAACUACCGGCGCAUGGAAGGCGGCACGCACUGGAUCGGCAGCGCGCUGGUGGUUACCGCAGGCGGGGGACGGACGCAGCCUGUUGUCCCCGUUGUGGCGUUGCGCCGGGCUGGGGGUCAAACGAAGGGUUCUGUGGUUGAGGGUGUUUGUUUGUAUUCCGACGCGCGUAAUACCUUUUGGCGGUUUGAUUUGGUUGCUGAGAUGGAUCAGGUUGAGACGCAGUGGGAGUAUGAGCUGCCUGGGUUGCGGUUCCGCAGUGAGACGAAGCCCCGCGUGAAUACCUUUUUUGUGCCGGCAAGGCAUGAGUCGAUGCGGAUUAUGUUUCACUCGUGUAAUGGGUUCAGUGUGGGCACGGAUGAGGCCGCGUGGAGCGGGCCGGCGCUGUGGAAUGAUGUGAUGCGGAAGCAUCAGGAGGUGCCGUUCCAUGUUAUGAUCGGCGGCGGCGACCAGAUCUACAACGACGGCAUCCGCGUGUCGGGCCCGCUGCAGAAGUGGUCCAACAUCGGGAACCCCAAGACGCGAAAGGACCAUCCGUUCCCCGAGAGCCUGCGCCAGGAGUGCGACGACUACUACCUCAAGAACUAUAUUAGGUGGUACUCGACCGAGCCGUUUGCGGGGGCCAAUGGCCAGAUUCCCCAGCUCAACAUCUGGGACGACCACGAUAUCAUCGACGGCUUCGGCUCGUACGUCAACGAGUUCAUGAAGUGCGACGUGUUCCGCGGCAUCGGCGGCACCGCGCACAAGUACUACAUGCUGUUCCAGCACCACCUGCCGCCGCCGCCCUCGACCUACACGUCAGACGCCGCCAUCAACCACACCGAGAACGCGCAGGGCCAGGCCGUCGACCCGAACCAGACCAUGGAUGUCUUUGUGCACCCGGAGAUUCGCGAGCCGAAUUAUAUUUACGGGCCCAAGCCAGGGCCAUAUGUCGCGGAACACUCGCACAACAUGUUUGCCCAACUCGGCGCUAGAAUCGCCUUCUUGGGUAUUGACGCACGUACCGAGCGCACGAGACACCAGGUCAACUACGCCGAGACCUACGAGGCCAUCUUCUCCCGGCUCAAGCAGGAACUCGCCGCGGCCGCCAGCGCUGGCCGUCCGUUCCGGCAUCUGAUUCUGUUGUUGGGUAUUCCCAUCGCGUAUCCUCGCCUUACAUGGCUGGAAAACAUCUUCGCCAGCCCCCUAAUGGGCCCGGUCAAGUUCCUCAACCGACGCAUCGGCUUCGGUGGCAGCUUCUUCAACAGCUUCGACGGCAGCGUCGACCUGCUCGACGACCUCGACGACCACUACACCGCCCGCACGCACAAGAAAGAACGCAACUGGCUGAUCCACAAACUCCAAGGCAUCUGCGCCGAGUUCUCACUGCGCAUCACCAUUCUCGGCGGCGACGUGCACCUGGCCGCGUUCGGCCGCUUCUACUCCAACCCGCACCUAAACAUCCCCAUCGAGGAAGACUACCGCUACAUCGUCAAUGUGGUCUCCUCCGCCAUCGUCAACAAACCGCCCCCCGCCGCCGUCGCCAACCUCCUCGCCCGCCGCAACAGAAUCCACCACCUCGACCACAACACCCACGAGACCUUGCUCAAGCUCUUCGAUCGCGACCCGGGCGACACCCAAAAGACAGCCGACCACAACAAGGUCACCAUGCCCUCCCGCAAUUUUGCCAUGAUCACCGAGAACUCCCCUUACAACCAGCCCCAGCCUUCCCACCAUACCAACGGCGACACCAACGGAACCGGCCCCAACGGCACAACACCAAAAAAACAAGACCCCCGCCUCCCCCUCUCCGCAGGCGAAACCAACUGCGGCACCACGCACAAAGCCGCCUCCUUCCCCGCCCAACACGGCCGCGGCUCCGACGGUAGCUUAGACGUAUGCAUCUGGGUCGAGCAGGACCAGCACGACGCCACGGGUCGUACACAGGGGUAUGGCUUGACCGUGCCUGCGUUGGUGUAUGGGGGUUCGAGACCGGUUAGUGUCGGGGCUUUGCCGCCGCCUAGGGCGUUGGGGAGUGCCGGGGGGGAGACGGGUACUAGCGUUAGGACGAGCGUGGGGAGUGAGUAA
Molecule: messenger RNA, 2550 nt
Organism: Dichotomopilus funicola
Lineage: Eukaryota; Fungi; Ascomycota; Sordariomycetes; Sordariales; Chaetomiaceae
Exons: 6
Coding region: 1-2550 (849 amino acids)
Cellular component (GO): membrane
Source: RefSeq, a predicted model, not a curated record